Molecule: messenger RNA, 114 nt
Organism: Brugia malayi
Lineage: Eukaryota; Metazoa; Nematoda; Chromadorea; Rhabditida; Onchocercidae
Gene: Bm339
Exons: 1
Source: RefSeq, a predicted model, not a curated record
ACUUCUUCAAUGCAGGAAGUUAGUAGUGAAAGAUGCAAAUUACUAUUACCCAAUGAAAUUUUGACUGUUUUUAUCGAGAAACUCGCAUUCAAACGGUUCACACCAGUUCAGGUA